Pestalotiopsis fici W106-1 is the source of this 1260-nucleotide messenger RNA. RefSeq lists its product as uncharacterized. Gene Ontology annotation, biological process: fatty acid beta-oxidation; phenylacetate catabolic process. Lineage: Eukaryota; Fungi; Ascomycota; Sordariomycetes; Amphisphaeriales; Sporocadaceae. Gene Ontology annotation, cellular component: peroxisome. The record is from RefSeq and is a predicted model, not a curated record. Bases 1 to 1260 code for a protein of 419 amino acids. The transcript has a single exon. Gene Ontology annotation, molecular function: acetyl-CoA C-acyltransferase activity.
AUGGCGUUGCCCAAAGGCCUCAGCAAUGUCCUCGCAAAGGCGCCCUCAGAUAUUGUGAUCCUUUCAGCUCUGAGGACGCCCGUAUGUCGGUCCUACCGUGGCCAGCUCAAGGAUGCCUACCCCGAGGAGCUGCUCUCCGUUGUCCUUCGCGCCACCCUCGAUGCGAACCCCAACAUGCCGCCCGAGGCCGUCUCAGACGUGGCCGUAGGUGUCGUUCUUUCCGAGCUCGGCGGUUCCAAGGCCGCCCGUAUGGCCAUGAACCACGUUGGAUUCCCCAACUCGACAUCGCUUUACACCACCAACCGCGCCUGCUCUUCCUCCCUUCAAAGUGUUGCCUUGGUGGCCGCCCAGCUGCGGACGGGCAUGAUUGAAGGUGCUGGUAUCGCUGCUGGUAUGGAGAGCAUGACGCGCAACUAUGGCAGCCGCGCCAUCCCCGUCGACCUGUGGCCGGAGCUCAAGGACAGCCCGAACAAGGACGCCAGGGACUGCAUCAUGGCCAUGGGUCUCACGUCCGAGAACGUGGCUGAGCGGUACAAGGUUGGCCGGCAAGAGCAGGACGAAUUUGCGGUCGAAUCGCACCGCCGGGCCGCCAAGGCGCAGAAGGACGGCGCCUUUGACGCCGAGAUCGUCAAGGUCCGGACGCGCUUCCAGGAGGUCGACAAGCAGGGCAACAAGGUGGGCGAGGAGCAGACCAUUGAGGUUACCCGGGACGACGGCAUCCGCAGCAACGCGACGCUCGAGGGCCUUGCCAAGCUCAAGCCCGCCUUCAAGGCCGACGGUGCCAGCACGGCCGGCAACUCGUCGCAGGUCAGCGAUGGCGCGGCCGCCGCCCUCCUCAUGAAGCGAAGCACCGCCACCGAGCUCGGCCUGACGUCGAGCAUCAUUGGCAAGUUUGUUGGCGCCACCACCGUCGGCUGCAAGCCCGACGAGAUGGGUAUCGGCCCGGCCCUGGCCAUUCCCAAGCUGCUGAGCCAGUUUGGCAUCGAGAACAAGGACGUCGACCGCUGGGAGAUCAACGAGGCCUUUGCCAGCCAGGCCAUUUACUCGGUGCGCGAGCUCGGCCUCGAGAAGGACUGGGAGCAGGGCAAGGUCAACCCCGACGGUGGCGCCAUUGCUCUUGGUCACCCUCUCGGUGCCACUGGUGCCCGCAUGACGAGCACUCUCCUGCACGGUCUGGGUCGCUCGGGCGGCGAGGUUGGUGUCGUCAGCAUGUGUGUCGGUACUGGUAUGGGUAUGGCCGGUCUGUUCGUGAGGGAAUAA